This is a messenger RNA of Balaenoptera ricei (Rice's whale), 1526 nucleotides long. RefSeq names its product PDGFA associated protein 1 (gene PDAP1). The record is from RefSeq and is a predicted model, not a curated record. Gene Ontology annotation, cellular component: cytosol. Gene Ontology annotation, molecular function: RNA binding. Bases 96 to 695 code for a protein of 199 amino acids. NCBI's taxonomy places the organism in Eukaryota, Metazoa, Chordata, Mammalia, Artiodactyla, Balaenopteridae. The transcript has 6 exons.
GGCUGGGAACUGGCCGGGCGGAAGAAGUCGAGCUCGAGGCAUUUCCGGUUCCGGUGUCAGUUCGAGGCGCCGCCGCCGCAGUCGCCGGAGCCGCGAUGCCUAAAGGAGGGAGAAAGGGAGGCCACAAAGGCCGGGCAAGGCAGUACACGAGCCCCGAGGAGAUCGACGCACAGCUCCAGGCUGAAAAGCAGAAGGCCAGGGAAGAAGAGGAACAAGGAGAAGAAGGUGGAGAUGGGGCUGCAGGUGACCCCAAAAAGGAGAAAAAGUCCCUAGACUCAGAUGAGAGCGAGGAUGAAGAAGAUGAUUACCAGCAAAAGCGCAAAGGUGUAGAAGGGCUUAUCGACAUUGAGAACCCCAACCGGGUGGCACAGACAACCAAAAAGGUCACACAGCUGGACCUGGACGGGCCCAAGGAACUCUCAAGGAGAGAAAGAGAAGAAAUCGAGAAGCAGAAAGCAAAAGAGCGUUACAUGAAAAUGCAUUUAGCGGGGAAGACGGAGCAAGCCAAGGCCGACCUUGCCCGGCUGGCGAUCAUCCGGAAACAGCGGGAGGAGGCUGCCAGGAAGAAAGAAGAAGAGAGGAAAGAUGGAGGUGGGUGUUCCUGCCCGCCACCUCCCAAGAUGCUAGGAGGGUCCAGCAGCAGCGGAGUCAGAUGUGAGUUUGAAUCUCAGCAGAGCACUGUCCACAGCAUCUGAGGGAGGCCUCAGGAUGCACCUACCUUAGAGGCUAGAAGGUUCCCCUAAGGUCUCUGGUGUCUUGUGUAACCUGGAGAGCUGCUUGGGGUAGCUCUUCAUAUUUCAGCAUUUCAUAUUUCAGCUGGAUGUCACAGAUGAAAUCUGGCCCAGGUGUCCCUCUUCCCCCCUGCCUUCCUUCCAUUGGGGCCAAAGGUGGUAGGGAUUCUUCCAGGCCAGGUUGGCUGUGGGGAAUCGGUCUGCUUUAAAGGAGCAUUUGACUCAUGACCUUCUGGCCUCAUGCACUCCUCUCUCCAUAUGUGGGGGGCCAUGAGUGUGUUGGGAUCUUGCUGUCCUGCCUUCUAGGCCUAGAGAUGGGAAAUCAGUUGCCCCAGGGCAUUGUCACCACAUUGGAGAUACCCAGUAAUCUCAUCUUCCCACUAGUAGCUCGUUUCACAAACCUCAAGCAGGAAAGGACCUCAUGUGUAACUAUUUGAAUGUUGCUGAUUGCAGGCUUCAGAACCCACAGGGAGAGGUUGGAGUUACAGGGCUGUGCCUGGGGGGUGGGCUAAGAAGAGUUUCCAUUCGCUCAGUAGAUUGUGUGUUGGUGGGCUUUUGUGCAGGGGGCAGCCACCCAGACUCCGCGAGAACGUCUGGACACGUGGGUCCGGUGGCUUCCAGGGGAGGGCGUCAGGCCGGGCCCUUCUCCUUGGGUCUCUUCCUCAUCUGCCAGCUGAACCAGUUGCACAAAAUGUUGUCUUGAGGCCUUUCAGACCUACAGUUGUAUUAUGAUUCGGGGGUGUGCGGGGCUGUGUAUAUGGAGGGGUGGUUUUGUCUUGUAACUCCUUCCCUUCC